UCCCCAGCCCCAGCCCAACCCUCGCGCUCUCAUUCUCACUGAUUCUCUCAUUCUCACACACGCAUGCUCUCACGAUCUGAAAUUUGAACACAAUCACAGAGAAGAGCUAAAAGUUGGAAAUCCAAAAAAGAAGAAGAUAGAUACACAUAAAAGCUUCAAAAGAAAAACAGGAGAAAAUUGAGUGAAAAGAGAAUUUCAAAGGCUCUUCCGAUUUCUGCUGCAUUACUUCUACAACUUCUGGGUGUUCGAGUUUGAUUUUGGAUUCAGAAGUUGAAGCUGCGUUUUGUUGAUUCUCUUUCUUCCGAGCUCCAAUUUACUGAUUCCAGCUUAUUUGGCUUUCUUCUCUUCUAAAUUUGAUCCUUGUGCAGUUUAGAAUAGGAGAAAUGGAGGGCUAUAUGGAGGAUUGUAGGGUGUUGCUAUCUCAAUUGAAGCAGCAAGAUAAAGACCUAAGGCUCAAAAGAAGGUGGUUAAUGGACUUGCAUUUAUCGGAACGAGAGCGAAAAAAGAUGGAAAGACUCAAACCUCAUGGUGAUAUGACUUUACCUGAAUCAUUGAUUAGAAAAGAUGAUUUAUAUUAUGAAAAUAUUAGAACUUCUGUUGCAAAGGCAUUUGGAGUGCAUAAGGAUGAAAGGACAUGUCCUGAUGCUCCAGCCAUAUUGCUCUUUAAUUCAGCUGAGAAUUUGGGAUGCAUAUAUUCCCUGCUUGAUAAGAUGAACAACAAGGGGUUAUGCUGUAUUGCGGAGACAGUAACUGGUGGUUCAAUUACUUUUGAGAAAACCAAUUGGCAAAUGAGAAGGAUAAUAAAGCAAUUUCUUCCCAAAAUUCUCCAUAACCAUGAUGAUUCCAGUCAAAGUCGGAUUAAAAGAAUUUCUCAACUCCUCAAUGAUCCUCAAAACUUCCAUGUUAACCAUGGGGUUCUUUGUUCUACCUCCAUAUCCUUUCGAAGUGCUGCUAUUUAUAUACUGGAUAGACUUGAGGAGCUGUCUCUUCUAACUUUGAGUAAAAUGCAUAGAAAUCUCAGGGAUGUCACUGGAUACACCCCUAAGAUGCAGUCUAAACGAAUAGGGUGGAAUAUUGAAAAUUUAGUUAAACAAAUCAGGAGAACAUCUUUGGAAAUACUAUCAGACUAUGAAGAAGGGGAUGAGCCACCAGAACCCCUGGCCAAGGCUUUGUCCGUGGCAACCUUAAUGUUAAAGCCAAAACCUGAUUGUCCCUCUCAGAUGGUGUUCCAAAAACUUUCACCAGAUAUAGAAGCAUUGCAGAAUGAUAUAGCAAAAGCAAUCAGGAUACUAGAUGAUAAAAGAAAAAUAAGUUUUGCGGAGUUGGGAAAUUUGCCGCUUGUACUGGAUUCGAAUGCUAAAGCUGCCAAAGAAAGUGUUCGUUUGCGUGUGAAAGUGAGGAAACUGUUGACUGAGUAUCUUCUCGAAUGCAGCGACUUGCAGUCUAUACCUGAAAGUUUACUAGAAAGUCUUGCUAUUAUUAACACAACAUCUAGGCAUGCAUCUAAGAAAACCUACUCAAAUAAGGAGGUUGAAGAGGAAGUAGAAUGUGUGCUGAAUAUUAGUGCUCAGAUAAAACAAAUUGUUUGGGAUUUACUUGCUGAAAGUGAUGUCAGUGAAGACUUUGCUAAUGCAUACAUGGAGAACAUCGAGGAAACUUAUUUUGAAGCUGGUGAUGAAGAUGAGAAUCUUUCUGAUCAUCCUCGAAAUUGUAGGUCUGAUUCUAAUUUCUCAUACAGCCAAUUAGAAAGUGUCGGUGAGAUAAACCAAUGUGGCUCCAAGUCUUUAUCCUCUCUGCUUUCACCCAAACACAAGUUGAACGUCAAACUUGAGUCAAUGUAUACCGAUGAAGUAGAUUCAGUUCAUUCCAAUUGGUUUGACAAUUCCUCGUCAUUCUUAGAAGGUGCUAAGAGUAUGAGUGGAAAAGAUUACCAUUUUAGAAGCAUGGGCGAGCACAGAGGAAAGCAUUCGUGCCCAUCUAUGUCCACCAGAGAUCAGAAUAAAUUUUCUACAACUUUCUUGCCUAAUAUAGGAUCAGACAGGAACGAUAUGGAUCAAAAAGAAGUUGCAUGGCAUCUAGGAUGCAGGCCACCAAGAUAUACAUCGGAAGAGUGUUCAGAAGAAAAAAAUGCAUCGUCUCGCAGGAACAACUUGAGUAAAAAUCAGUAUCUUCUUAUUCAGGAAGCUUCUGAUGAUACUAGUAUGGUUGCUUACAGUCUUGUCGGCUGUAUGUUGAAUAAGUUUGCUCAGUUGGAUGGGCUACAGUUAUCUGAUGAUGAUGUAUCAUAUCUCCAAGGCAAUACAUCAGAUCCCAACAAUUUUGAAGUUCUCAAGGACAGGGGAAGCUUCUCUGAUGAGACCACUAACUCCUUAAUGCUACAUGUUCUUGAAGAGAUAAUUCCUUCAUUUCCGGACAGUGGUAAAGAGCAUCUGAAGGAGCUGUUGGGCGUGAGGUAGCUUCUGAAUCCUCGAGGCAUUGAUGGGAGCAUAGCCCAAGGCUCAAUUAUAUAGAAACUGACAUAGAUUUGGUUGGUGACGGUAUCUUGCAAGGACCGUGAUUCCUGCAUUGUUGGAAAGAGAUGCGCUUACACGUAAGUUUUUUUGGAAGUAGCUAGAAAGAUUGUCAGGGCUUCACCAAUUGUGCACUUGAAUAGACACAUUACGACUCUAGCUGGAAAUCCAGUCUGAUGAACAUGGUGCUGAUGUUGCUUACGCAAUGAAGAAUUUUGGCCAGAAGAGCAGAAAAUUUAUCCUUUUCUAGGCCUAGAUAUGUAUGUAUAUGAAUUCGUUUGUACUUGUUAUUUGUUAACUUAUAUUUUUUGGUUAAUAUUCGUAUUGGACAAGCGAGAAAAUAAAUUUCUGGUAAUAGAUAUGAUAUAUCGGCAUUUCAUUUAAUCUAAGAGAGAUGUAAACACUUGAUUUCUCAUGGGCGAUAGAUAAUUACAACCUCAGUGAAAUGCCAAUUUGAACAACUGAUGUUGGACUAAAUCUUAUGGAAAUCAGCGUUGUGUUUUUCA
Nicotiana tabacum (common tobacco) is the source of this 3016-nucleotide messenger RNA. RefSeq lists its product as uncharacterized. The record is from RefSeq and is a predicted model, not a curated record. NCBI's taxonomy places the organism in Eukaryota, Viridiplantae, Streptophyta, Magnoliopsida, Solanales, Solanaceae.